AUGUCAGAGAUGCGAGGCGUAGCCGAGAUGAUCGAAGCUCAAAGUUUAAGUGGCGAAAGCCGUCGUUCUGUAGCAGAUUCGGAUAUACUGCGUAUACUAAAUUUCCCAAACGAUACUGAUUGGAAGAAUAUUCUACUUUUAAUCUUCGAACCUGGAAGUGGACCGUACGAUCUACAUGACUUUGUUCCAGCCGUGAAUGGAGUUAUAGACUUAAAGGACAUUGUUCAUUUCGGGGCUAACGUGGUUACGCACGUUUUUACCAUCGGAUUGAAGACUGAAAGUGCUGUAAAUUCUCUUUUGAGUUUAAAUGAAAUUAGAGUUAAAGGUAAGAGAUGUCGAAUAAUUCCUAUAGAAAACAGAAAAGUCGUGAUUAACGUUCAUUGGCUACCUCCAGUUCUAUCGCAUGACUUAGUUAAAGACGGAGUUUGUGAAAUCGAAUGUACCAGGUCUGGAGCAUGUGCUUACGAAUAA
This is a messenger RNA of Centruroides sculpturatus (bark scorpion), 471 nucleotides long. RefSeq lists its product as uncharacterized. The coding region runs from base 1 to 471 and encodes 156 amino acids. The record is from RefSeq and is a predicted model, not a curated record. Lineage: Eukaryota; Metazoa; Arthropoda; Arachnida; Scorpiones; Buthidae. The transcript is spliced from 2 exons.